Molecule: messenger RNA, 642 nt
Organism: Triticum turgidum subsp. durum (durum wheat)
Lineage: Eukaryota; Viridiplantae; Streptophyta; Magnoliopsida; Poales; Poaceae
Source: the annotation of a GenBank genome assembly
AUGGCAAAAGCUAUACCAAAAAUUGGUUCACGUAAGAAAGUGGGUAUUGGUUUACGUAGGAAUGCACGUUUUAGUUUACGGAAGAGUGCACGUAGAAUAACAAAAGGGGUUAUUCAUGUUCAAGCUAGUUUCAACAAUACCAUUAUAACUGUUAUAGACCCACAAGGUCGGGUGGUUUUUUGGUCCUCGGCCGGUACUUGUGGAUUCAAAAGCUCAAGAAAAGCAUCACCCUAUGCUGGUCAAAGAACAGCAGUAGAUGCUAUUUGUACAGUAGGUUUGCAACGAGCAGAAGUUAUGGUAAAGGGCGCUGGUAGUGGAAGAGAUGCCGCAUUACGAGCCAUUGCUAAAAGUGGUCAAGCGGACACCGUCGGUAUUGCCUUGCGAAGAGCUUUACUUGGAGAAAUAGAAGGAACAUGUAUCACACGUGCAAAAUUUGGGAGCGUGCCGCACGAGUAUUCUACAAUAGCAGGUAUUGAAGAAUCCGUACAAGAAUUUUUACUAAAUUUGAAAGAAAUUGUAUUGAGAAGUAAUCUCUAUGGAGUUAGAGACGCAUCCAUUUGCGUCAAAGGUCCUAAAUUUUGUGCACCACGGGGUGGCAGCACAAGGCCUUUAGUACCAGUUGGUUGCUCCAACCGGUACUAA